This is a messenger RNA of Coregonus sp. 'balchen', 1200 nucleotides long. The record is from the annotation of a GenBank genome assembly. NCBI's taxonomy places the organism in Eukaryota, Metazoa, Chordata, Actinopteri, Salmoniformes, Salmonidae.
UAUCUGUCUCAUUGUUCUCAUCUGUGCCUUAGCUGCCUCCGGUCCUCUACCAUUACCAACUGAAGAUGGCGGCGUCAGGAACCGCAGCCCCCCGUCGCCUUGUCCAGUAUGUUGUGGUCCGGUCAGACCUGGUCCAUACGUUGGCCUGGCCAUUAGGUGCGGUUAUAACGCAAGCCUGCCAUGCUGCCACCGCCGCCAUUCAUCUAAACUACAACGACCCAGACACGCAGGAGUACCUGGCAGAACUGGACAGCAUGCACAAAGUGGUGCUUCAGGUAGCUGGGACUGGGGUACUAUUAUUAGCUUGGAAGUUAAUACAUUUUAUACUGAUAAUAGUGAACUAAAUCUAUAUGCCUGUGUUUUGCGCAAACGUUUGCAAAACAAGCUUCCUACUGACUUUGGCCAUGCGCACAGUGGUCUCAUCAAGCUGCAUCAAUAUAACCUCUCAAUACAAAAUCAUUUUUAUGUAAAGUCAAUAUUUUUACGUAAAGUUUCUUAUGUAAAGUGAAUACAGUAGGAUGGAAUAAUUAUGCAGUGAAUGAUAUAAGAUGUGAUUGUUGAGAAAAUAAACUAAUGCUUGUGAUCUCCCUCUUCUCCGUCAUCUGUUGGUCAGGCUCUGGACCAGGCCUCCCUCUCCAUCCUGUCUGAGACGCUGACAGAGAAUGGGUUGGCCCACAAGCUGUGGAUUGAGCAGCCAGAGAACAUCCCCACCUGCCUGGCCCUGAAGCCUUACCCCAAAGAGACUGUACAUCCUCUGCUGCACAAGUUCAAACUGUUCAAAUGACACAGAGGGACAAAGAGAGACCCCUGUAACAUGCAUUUGGUGAAUGGAGUCUGUACCAUGGCUUCAUACCAGUUAAUAUGAUGGUCUUCUUUUUGGUUGACCUGUGCAUCUUGGUGAUGCUGAAGGGGGUUAGAACCAGCAUUCAGUGUCUGUGCUUCAAAUUCACAAGGAAGAAUCUCACUCUGAUAAGCACAGUGUCAGUGUUUGUCAUCCUACAGUAACAAGGAGACAUCAAUCACUGAACGCUGCCAUUAAAUGGCCAUUUAAAGAGUAGAUGUCUGUCCACCUAAUUUGAUGUGGCCACGUGUCUUGUGAUUCAAUUAAAUGGUGAACAGGUUAUGUAAGGUCUUUUUCUAGCUGCUGGUGAGUGGAAUCUGUUUACAAACAUACAAGAUGCAUUAAACAUUAUAAAUUAA